Molecule: messenger RNA, 947 nt
Organism: Triticum aestivum (bread wheat)
Lineage: Eukaryota; Viridiplantae; Streptophyta; Magnoliopsida; Poales; Poaceae
Exons: 3
Coding region: 167-766 (199 amino acids)
Source: RefSeq, a predicted model, not a curated record
UGCGAACCGGUCUCAAUUAUCGGCCAAAUCACCCCCUUCCUCGUGUUACAUCCCGACGAAUUAUUUUCCUGAACCUAAUUAUUCGCGGCGCUCGGUCCCACUUCGCGGCAGAAGAACACCGCCGCCGCCGCCGCCGCCGCCGCCGCCGUCACAGGAAUUCCUUGCCAUGGAGGGCGUUGGCGCGCGGUUAGGGCGCUCGUCGGCCCGUUACGGCCCCGCGAUGACGUUCACCGGGCCUGUUAGGAAGUGGCGGAAGGAAUGGGUCACCAUCUCCGCCGCCACGGCCACGGCCACCUCCGCCGCGGCCUCCUCCACCGGGACUGGAUCUCGUGGAAAUAACCUCAUCCUGUUCAAGUGGACCCCGCUGAACGGCGCCAACGAACGAGAUGAGGAGCAGACGGCACCGGCGAAGACGGCCACGAGAAGGCGGCUGUACGUGCCGGUUUCUGUAGUUCAAGAUCAAAGGCAAGAAUCUGCCAAAUCUGAUGAUGAGAACAAGGCUAAUGAUGGAGAACCUUCAUCUACGGAAACUGAGCAGUCUAUUGGGAAAACUAAUAUGGAUGAUAUACUUAUGGAUGAGUCCCAGGCAUCAGAUGAGGUUCGAGAUUCUGGAAAUUUCGUUGGUGGAACUGAUCUAAAUCUGAACUUAGGUCCAAAAGACCCCGACGGUGAAGAUGAAGGUGAUACAGGUGAGCAACACGAGGUUCGAACAGAACACAGAUUGAAGAGGAAAUCUGUUACCCCUGACCUCGAGAUGAGAAUGUAACAGGCGGCUUCAUUUAUUCCUUGGAUUCUUUAUUAUUACAGUUUCCCUUUUGGGCCAUUUAUGUAAUUUUCUUGACAUACUGUAUACGUGGAGAGACAAGUCAACAGAAUCACAACUACAUAGUGAAACGCGCAUUGUGUUGCCAAAUAACGUUAAUGAAACUUUUCUUUCGUUUUGCAAA